UUGCAUGUAUCUGAGUGAAGCCCAGACAGCAGCAAAUUGUUACUGAGCACUUGUUGCGGCCUUGCAAAUCGCAGAUCGGUAGCAUGCCGGGUUCUUGUCUGAUCCUAGUGUUGGCUGCUGUGUCUUCGGCUGCAGCCCUUGCUCAUGCUGCUACUGUGGAGCAUACCUUCAACGUCGCCGCAUUAUCCUGGCCGCGCAUCUGCCAGCCGGGGAAUAUAAGCAUCACCGCCGUGGAUGGAGUACCCGGUCCCGUGAUCGAAGCCUACGAAGGCGACACCGUGGUGGUCCACGUCAUCAACGACUCUCCAUACGACGUGACGAUCCACUGGCACGGCGUUUUCCAGCGGGGCACGCCGUGGGCGGACGGCCCGUCGAUGGUGACGCAGUGCCCGAUCCGGCCGGGCAGCCGCUACACGUACAGGUUCAGCGUGGCCGGGCAGGAGGGCACGCUGUGGUGGCACGCGCACAGCUCCUUCCUGCGCGCCACCGUGCACGGCGCCCUCAUCAUCCGCCCGAGGCUGGCCGCCGGCGCGUACCCGUUCCCCCAGCCCGACGGCGAGGCGGUCGUCCUGCUCGGCGAGUGGUGGGACGCCGACAUCGUCCUCCUGGAACGCCAAGCCUUUUUGAGCGGCACUCCGAUCCCAAGCGCCGACGCGUACACCAUCAAUGGAAAGCCCAACCGAACCGAAAAGUUCUCGAUGCGCGGCAACUCGACCUACUUGCUGCGGAUCAUCAACGCGGCGCUCAACACGGCCUUCUUCUUCAAGGUGGCGGGGCACACGUUCACCGUCGUCGCGGCGGACGCGAGCUACACCUCGCCGUACGAAACGGACGUGAUCGUCAUCGCGCCGGGGCAGACCGUCGACGCGCUCAUGGCGGCCGACGCCACCCCUGGCUGCUACUACAUGGCAAUCUCCUCGUACCAGAGCGCGAUACCCCUGCGGCCGGGGAGCUUCAACGGCGAUGUCACCACGGCGGUCGUGGAGUACGUCGGGGCAGCACCGGCACCUGACGGCCAGCAGGCGGCGCCGGCGCAGCCCGAGAUGCCCGAACUAACCGACACCGCAACGGCUAACCGGUUCUACACCGGCAUGAUAGCACUCGUCCUCCCAGGCAGGCCGACCGUUCCGCUCGCCGUCGACACCCGCAUGUUCGUCACCGUCGGCCUCGGCUUCUCCUCCUGCCAGCCCGAGCAGACGACGUGCAACAGGAACGCCCCCGUGGUGGUGGCCAGCAUGAACAACGAGUCGUUCACGCGCCCAACCACCACGUCGCUGCUCGACGCGCGGUACGGGAACGCGUCGGACGGCGUGUACACCAGCGACUUCCCCGACCGGCCGCCCGUGGCGUUCGACUACACGAACGCGACGGAGCUGGUGGCCGGCAGCGUCGCGGCGGCGCUGUCGUCGACGGGGAGGCCGACGACGAAGGUGCGGGCUCUGCGGUACAACGCGACGGUGGAGGUGGUGCUGCAGAACACGGCGCUGGUGGGGCGCGAGAGCCACCCGAUGCACCUGCACGGGUUCAACUUCUUCGUGGUGGCGCAGGGGUUCGGUAACUACGGCGGCGGCGCCGCGGCCUCGGAGCGGCUCAACCUCGUCAACCCGCAGCAGCGGAACACCAUCGCGGUGCCCACCGGCGGGUGGGCCGUCAUCCGCUUCGUCGCCGAUAACCCAGGAAUGUGGUUCAUGCACUGCCACAUCGACUCCCACCUCUCGAUCGGCCUGGCCAUGGUGUUCGAGGUGGAGGACGGGCCGACUCCGGACACGAAGCUGCCGCCGCCGCCGCCGGACCUGCCACGCUGCUGAGGCUGCCCGGGUGUGCCGUGUACGUUUCCGCCAUGGAACCAGGCGGACCAUGGGUUGCCAGCAGAAAUAAUGUUCCGGACGAGAAGAAGACAAGCUGUAUGCUUCGAUGAUUCAUUUUGCGACUGUAUCUGUAUGGGGGUGACAAAGUGUAAAGGACACCCCACUACCCAUGUAUUUUGCAGCACGUUUUAUUAAUCUUAA
Molecule: messenger RNA, 2009 nt
Organism: Panicum hallii
Lineage: Eukaryota; Viridiplantae; Streptophyta; Magnoliopsida; Poales; Poaceae
Product: laccase-6-like
Exons: 5
Coding region: 84-1808 (574 amino acids)
Biological process (GO): lignin catabolic process
Cellular component (GO): apoplast
Molecular function (GO): hydroquinone:oxygen oxidoreductase activity; copper ion binding
Source: RefSeq, a predicted model, not a curated record